Messenger RNA from Marmota flaviventris (yellow-bellied marmot), 3770 nucleotides. It is a transcript of the gene Slc31a1, whose product is annotated as solute carrier family 31 member 1. Gene Ontology annotation, biological process: copper ion transmembrane transport. The record is from RefSeq and is a predicted model, not a curated record. Lineage: Eukaryota; Metazoa; Chordata; Mammalia; Rodentia; Sciuridae. Gene Ontology annotation, molecular function: copper ion transmembrane transporter activity. Gene Ontology annotation, cellular component: membrane.
GUCGAGCCGGGCAGAAGUAGUAGGGGCUUCUGAGAAGUCCUGAGUCGGUGACGAACUCAGGCUCUGAGAGCGAGGCGUCUGUGGCGGGACUCGACCUGGCAAGUGACUCUUCUGCCAACUUUCAACUUUUCCUGGAAAAAUGGACCAUUCCCAUCAUAUGGGGAUGAACCAUACAAACCACAGUAGCACCAUGCCACCAUCUCACCAUCACCCGACCUCAGCUUCGCACUCCCAUGGCGGAGGAGACGGCAACAUGAUGAUGAUGCCUAUGACCUUCUACUUUGGCUUUAAGAAUGUGAAACUGUUGUUUUCCGGUUUGGUGAUCAAUACAGCUGGAGAAAUGGCUGGAGCUUUUGUGGCAGUGUUUUUACUAGCAAUGUUCUAUGAAGGACUCAAGAUAGCCCGGGAGAGUCUGCUGCGCAAGUCACAAGUCAGCAUUCGCUACAAUUCCAUGCCUGUCCCAGGACCAAAUGGAACCAUUCUUAUGGAGACACACAAAACUGUUGGGCAGCAGAUGCUGAGCUUCCCUCACCUCCUGCAGACAGUGCUGCAUGUCAUCCAGGUGGUCAUCAGCUACUUCCUCAUGCUCAUCUUCAUGACCUACAAUGGGUACCUCUGCAUUGCAGUAGCAGCAGGGGCUGGAACAGGAUACUUUCUCUUCAGCUGGAAGAAGGCAGUGGUAGUGGACAUCACAGAGCAUUGCCAUUAACAUCAGAAUCCAUGGUGUGGCCUUAUUGAUUGCAGUGGAAAGAGGUUCAAGACUGGAAGACGUGGUUCCUGCUCCAAUCAUCCCUCUUGCUCCUCUUUACACAAACACACACACCUGCUGAAUAGAGGUCUAGUUUACAGUCUCCAAGAUAAAAUGGUGAUUUCCCAAACUGUUUUUUUCUAAUAAGCUGAGAUUCUCAUUCCUUUUGAGAAGCCUCCCAUAAGCUGUCCUCUCCCCCCUCAUCACCCUAGAUCCUUGUCUAAUCCAGGUAGCUUUCUAGUGGAUGACUUGUUCAUCUGUGUCCUUUCUUAAUCUUCUGGGUUUUCUUUAACAGACAAUAUGUGAAUUUGGUGGGAUUUUUUUCUGGGUCAGUGAUGGAUCGGGAUUAACUUCAGCCAGCAAUGGUAGCUGAGGGAGAUUCUUGCCCAACUAAACCCAGGACUCAAACAUCAUAUUAGAAAGUAAGCUUCAGUCCUUGGACUCAGUGGGUGAGAACGACAUUGUGCCUUCUCUAGGUGUGGUGUGUGGCACAAAAUCUUUGUAGCUUUUGAGGUGUUUUGAGACUAAAACAGGCCUAGAGCUUGCAGAAUGUGUAUUCUUGGGCUGUGAACUCAUCAACAUGUGUUCCCACUUAACAUUUUGAUUUGAAGGAGCUUGUCAGUUUAAAAAUAAAAAAGACAAUCAAUUAGAGAAAAUAGAUAUAGAUAUUUUUAAAUAAAACCAUUGGCAUUUUACUUGGACUUGGUACUUUGGUUUUUCCAAGCUGAAUUUAGUAAAAGAGUUUGAAUUCUUUUUUCCCAUUAUUUUCAUUUGUCUGCAUCUAAACCAGUGAUUUUCAACCUUUAGCAUGCAUCUUAGAAUCACCUGGUGGGCUUGGUAAGACAUUAGUUGUGGGCCUUAACCCCAGAGCCCCCAAAUUGGCAUUUCUAAGUUCCCAGGUGAUAUUCCUGCUGAUGGUCCAGAGGGUUACACUUUGAGAAUCUCUGCUUUAAACUGAGGAAGUGUCACCUGGGGAGGAGAGGGGCUCCCUGGGCAUGAAAAUUUGAAUUGCUGGUUGUAGAUGCUAUGUCUGAGCAUACCUCACAUAGUGAAGCUGCUAGUCAAUACUUUAUCAUUCCACAAACUUUUUUUCAGCUCCUGCUGUGUGUGCACGGGUGUGAAGGACUAUAGCCAAAGUACUUUUAUCAGCAUGUAUGAAGUCACUCGUCCUUAUUUUUAAGAUCUGUGGUUUCUUGGAAGUAGUUUGAAGGCUGAGAGAGACCUUUGAUCUGUGGUGUAAAUCAGAUAGGCAUGGGCCAGGAGGGCAAAAGCCCCAUUUUCUCUUUGGAGAGACUUAGGGUGUGGUCUGCUGAUGGCCAGAUCUUCCUCAUCCUCCACCAUCCAUGCCCCUGCAGGGCAGAUCCGCAUUGUCUAUGUGACCAUCUUUAUUACUCUUGGGGACUGAAUUAGAUCACAGGUGGCCCAAACCUCUUUUCACAAUGAAGAAUCAUAUUGGAUUUUUAUUCUGUUCAGUCUUAGUCUGUAUUGCAGUCUUCUUCCCAAACUACCUCUUUAAAGUGAUUCUUCCUGUGCUGGUCUGUUAAAUCCUGCCCUUCUUGGUGCUAGAGCCUGCUGUGCCUCAGGGCAGAGAAGACCAAAAAAAAAAAAAAAAAAGCAGCUAUCUCAUAGACCUGUGUUGUGGUUUUGAAGUUUGUACUUUCUCUGUGGCUGCCAGUUAAAUAUUGGAGAGUGAGGAAUGUGUACUUCUAUGGCUUUGAACCAAGAGGGUUAUGGCCUACUGGAUUUAGGUUAAAAUCCAAGCAGCAGCAUUUAGAGCUUUGUGCUUUCCUCUCAUUUCAUCCCCUUGUAGUGCUGAUACUUGUAGGCAAGAGCUGUGAAUGACAGGAGCCCAGCAUUAAGGUGUAAAAGCUUCUUGUUGUGUCAGAAGCCAAGGGAUGAUAAAACCUGAGGAAUAUGUAAGAAUCAAUGCCCAGUAGUGACCAACAUGAGCUACUAUAAACUAUAAACUUCCAAAAACAAGAUCUUAUCAGUAAGUGAGAAAAAUCAAGGCCAAACCAAAAAAAAAAAAUCAAGGCCAGUUAAGACAAAGUACUUUGAAUUUUAAAUUCACCAAGAGAAACCUCAGUUUGCGACAGGUCUUCGGUGUUCAGGGUAGAGAAAAUCUCCUAAAAAGACUGAAUUUUAGAGAUCCUCAGACUAGGUUGCCAAAGGAUAAAGCUAGGGAAGGUGAAAAAAGUUAAAGCUUAAAUUCCAUCACUCUAGCUUUGUCUCAGUGGUGUUCACUUCUGUAUCCCUGUUCACUCAGAAUUUACUUCCUGAUAUCUUUGACUUUUGGGAUCUAAACUUCUCUUUUCCUCCUUCCCUGUUCAUAUCUGGAAGACUGUAUCCCCAUUUCUUUGACCGUUAUUACUCUGCUCUCCUCUUCCCUGUCUUUGUCUUUUCUCCCACAUGGUCUAGUGGGUUAAAUCUCCCCGGCUAUCCUGGUGUAGUGGGCAUCGCUACACGGUGAAUAUAAAUACCAGUCAGAAGUUGGUAUUUAUAAACCUGUAGAAACCUAAGUAGGCUUCAAGAAGCAACUAGAAUUUCUCUUAAGACUGGGUAAAGGGCUACCUAUUACCCUCCCCAGAGUUAUAAAAUUGUAGGUGCUGCUCCAGUCUGAUGCAGGAACACUCAACUCCUACAAAUAAGGAAUCCACUUGUCCACCAGGAGAAAAGAAAUUAAGAGUCUCUUCACUACUGCUAUUUAGGGUUGCCCAGAAUUCCCUUUCAGUCUGUGGGUACGUAGGUUCCUGUCACAAGGGGUUCCUUUUAAAGAGCUAGGGGUGAGGCAGGGGGUACAUGUUCAUGUCAUUUAAUUUUCAUCCUGCCCCUCCAGCUGCUUCUUCAGAAGAUAUAUCUAAAGAUACAAAGUUUGCAUUUGAUAUAAUGCCUUAAUCAUUGGGUCUACAAUUCAUGUUGACUGUCUUAGAUUGUAAGCUCCUGGAGAGCAGUAUUGCUGUAGUAGGGAUGUUUUAACAUGUCAUGUGCAAAAGAACAAAAUAAAUAUUUUGAUUUUAUUUUA